CCCAAACGAAGAAUAUACAACAAACGCGAAAAUGUCCUUUAGAGUCGCUGAUGGAGUUGGUUAUAAGAGGAGCAGGUCGCGCUCCCCGUCGUCCUGGCGUCGCCCUGAGAAAUUUCCUCGCCAAACGGAUGGCGAGAGCAAAGCGAAUGACCGUUCUCGAAAACCUCAACACAACAGUGUAUCUGGGAGGUAUCCGCGGAACAUGAAAGAACAGACCCAGUUGAAUCAACUUCAAGAAGAUGAAAAAAUGCGAGAAUGGGUUGCCCAAGAAGAUGAUUUCGUCUUGAAGCAGGCAAAGAAGAAAGCAGAGAUACGGGUGAAGGAAGGGCGCGCAAAACCAAUUGACUGGCUUACGAUCACUCUUCGAGUUAUAGAUCCCACGAGGAAUCCUUUGGAUGAUGAGAUAGCCGAUUCCGAACUUGAUCUAAUCGAUCCAGACGGUGUUUUCGAAGGGUUAUCGCCAAAUCAGCUGCGCGACCUGGAAGCAGAUAUAGACACUUUUUUGACACUGGAGAAACACCCUAAGAAUCGGGAUUUUUGGAAGACAAUGAAAAUUGUUUGUGGAGACCGUAGACAGAUAUCACAGACAUCCGGUCCAGAGGGUCGAGCUAUGAAUUCCGUCGCCGACGAUAUCAACAGACUUCUUAGCCCAAAGUCUUACGAAGAGCUGGGAGCGCUGGAGAUCCAAAUUAGGCGGAAACUAGACUCAAAAGAUCCUAUCGACACGGAUUAUUGGGAGCAGCUCCUACGAAGUUUGAAUGUUUGGAAAGCCCGUGCGAAAUUGAAAAAAGUCUACCAAGCCGUAAUUGACAGCCGGGUCGAAGGGCUUCGGAAAAAGCAAAGGGAAGAAGCAGCAGCCGUACAGAAGAAACUUACACCAUUAGCACCUUUUUUAGUAACAAGUGACGGCGCGCAGCGAACUGAUAUCCUGAAUAUGGAAAACUUUCUGGAGCUUGAUCCCGAGCCUCUUUUGCACCUCCGACCCCAUGAUAAAAACCUUGAUAUUUUAGAUGAAGAUGUGUUUUUGAGCAAGGUGGCCCUUGAUCGCCAGAAGAUCCUGAAAAUGGGAUUUGUCCCGCUGCGACAUCGCGUUUCGGAGAAACAAUCAGGCCUGGUUACCGCCUCUACUGUAGAUACUUCUGCAGCUCAAUUUACAUCUCGUUUUUCUGCGAUUCCAAAUGAAGAUUUCUCACAGGCAACAAGAGCAUUGUACGAAAGAGAAGUGGCGAGAGGGGUCAGUGAGAACGAAGAGAUUUUUGCUGGUGAAGAAGCCGUGAGUACAACUGCGAAGCCAACGUGGGCCAACAAGUAUCGACCUCGCAAGCCGAGAUAUUUCAAUCGCGUCCAGAUGGGUUAUGAAUGGAAUAAAUAUAAUCAAACACAUUACGAUUAUGACAACCCACCUCCAAAGGUUGUUCAAGGGUAUAAGUUUAAUAUAUUCUAUCCCGACCUUAUCGAUAAAACCAAGGCGCCGACCUAUAAAAUAGAGCGGGAAAACGGCAGGAAACGUGGCCAGUCAUUUGCUCCUGCCGGAGAAGAAGAUACAUGUCUUAUUCGCUUCAUUGCGGGGCCCCCUUAUGAAGACUUAGCGUUUCGUAUAGUGGAUAAGGAAUGGGACUACAGUGCAAAGAGGGAAAGGGGUUUUAAGAGCAGUUUUGACAAGAUAUAUUACCGAAAAUGA
Histoplasma capsulatum G186AR is the source of this 1681-nucleotide messenger RNA. RefSeq lists its product as uncharacterized. NCBI's taxonomy places the organism in Eukaryota, Fungi, Ascomycota, Eurotiomycetes, Onygenales, Ajellomycetaceae. Gene Ontology annotation, molecular function: protein binding. The record is from RefSeq and is a predicted model, not a curated record. Gene Ontology annotation, biological process: mRNA cis splicing, via spliceosome. Gene Ontology annotation, cellular component: cytoplasm; spliceosomal complex. The transcript has 4 exons. The coding region runs from base 32 to 1681 and encodes 549 amino acids.